Durusdinium trenchii is the source of this 437-nucleotide messenger RNA. The record is from the annotation of a GenBank genome assembly. NCBI's taxonomy places the organism in Eukaryota, Dinophyceae, Suessiales, Symbiodiniaceae.
CAACCACUGCGCGUGUAGAGCUUGCGUGUGCUUUUGUGGAGAUGGCCCGCGCUGUGAAGAAAGAGGGGCCAACCGAUGAGGAAAUUCUCCAGGCUUUUCGUGGUUGUGAGUUUUUGGAUGAAGAAGAGGCGACGCGGAAGGCUCCAGAGAUCAUGGCCGUGGCUGAUCGCUUUGUGAUUGCGCCGUCCAUUGCGAUUCCAAAUUCCAUUUGGGCAGUGCUCCUCCACCCCGGCUCGGUCAACACAUCAGGCCUGAUCCUGACCGUGGUGACCGCGCUGAACUUAAUCAUGAACCGGAGGCAUCAAGUCGAGGUCGCCGCUGCCAAGCAGGCAGCCCAGGACCGGCAAGAGGCAGGGCAGGACCCAGACUACUCCGUCCCUCCCCGUCGACAGUGCCUGGCGGGAGGCGGCUCCCUGGCUGCCACAGGAGAGAACUGA